AUGUCUGAGGCUAGUGGUACAGAAAGAUACACCCCACAGCAUCCGCUACCAGAAGAAAUCAAGAAAAUGUCCAAAGAUGAAACCGUCUGCCAUUUUUGUGGAGUGAGCUAUUUAAUACACAGUGAAAUGAAGAGACUUGAAGACAGGUUGAAGGAGAUUGAGAAAGAAUUAGAGAAUUAUAAAGGAGCAGUGGAAAGAGAACAAGUUUUAAUAGAAGAAAAUGAAAAGUUGAAAUCUGUAAAAGAAGAAUUGGAAAAUAUGUUACAAAGUAAAGAAUCAGAGUAG
Molecule: messenger RNA, 285 nt
Organism: Lottia gigantea (owl limpet)
Lineage: Eukaryota; Metazoa; Mollusca; Gastropoda; Lottiidae
Exons: 1
Coding region: 1-285 (94 amino acids)
Source: RefSeq, a predicted model, not a curated record